UUACAAAAAAAAAUAAAAAUUAAAUAGAAAAGUGAAGAAAUAUAGUUGCAUAGCUUUGUUUUAUUAUUAAUUUUAAAGCAGCAAAACAGCAAUAACGGAGCCGAGAAAGGUGUAGAGAGGAAAAAAAAGAGAUGCUGUUUUACAAAUUAUUAUAAUAAAUACCCUAAAUUUACUAUUCUUAGAUAAAAUUAAUUCACAAAAAAAAAAAAAAAAAAAAGAGCAAAAAAAGAAAAGAAGAAAGAAGGAAUUAAAGUUAAUUAUAUGUAAAUAAAUGUAAAUUUUAACUUUAAAAAAGUUGUGUAUGAGAGAGAAAGUAAUAAAGCGGCAUUACGAUUAUUAUUUUUAGAAAUUUGAAUGGGUGGAGUGCGCCCAUUUAAAAAAUAUUCGCCUCCAUGAAGUUUCAUAAACAAAAAUGGUACGAGAGACCCACAACGUUUGCUUUGGACAAAUAGCCCAAGAAACACAAGUCGCUGUUAAAGAGGAUACUACUGCUGUUAAACGGGAUCACUUGAAAAGGUCUACAGACGAAUUAUCGAUAUCUAACUAUACUGAACGGAAUAGUGGCUACUAUGAACGCAGUUCACGUUUAGUUGCUGACACCGAUUCCUAUAUUAGGCGUCCUAAUCACAGCACAUCUGUAAUCAAUAACUACCAAACAAGUAGUAAUAGUAACAUCAAUAAUAGCGUUAGUAUUAACAGCAAUUCAGAUAGCAACAAUAACAACAACAACAGAAACCGAGCAACAAGGGAUUGUAGGUUAUAUAGAAAUGGUCCAUACGCGAUAUCGUCAAGAACUGCUUCACCAUCAACAGUUUUGUUAAGUGACAGGAGUGUUAGUGUUGCCACCAGCAACAAUACUAAUAGCCGCGUUCCACCUGCGUCAUGGUACGAAGCCACUGCGACGUAUACAAACGGUCCUGGUGGCAGUGGCAAUGCCGGCGUCUCAGCAGCAGGCAAUCCAGCAACAUCAUACAGCAAUUCACCUGCCCACAACAAUUCGGCGACGGCGACAGCGAUAUCGUUGCGCAACCACAGCUCUGUGUACGGAAACGUGACAAGUGCUUUAGCACUGGACAGUGGAAACAACAACCGUGCUAUAGAAAUUUCAAACAUUUUAUCAAAUAAAGGCGUUGGAAAUAAUAGUAGUAAAUAUCAAAGGCUACUCAAAUUAUCAUCUGCACCCCGAAGUGGUUCAGCAUCACCCACAACUAUAACGGGGCCGGCAACAAUGACAGCCUCUUCUUUGUCAGCUACAACAGCGACAAAAAGUAGUUGCAGUAGCUUUAGUAGUACAAUCAAUAGUAAUACAAACAACAAUAAUUUAAGCAGUAGCAUUAGUAGUGUAGCAGACACAAACACCACCGCCAGCAAUGCCAGCGGGAUUCUAAAUGCCGCGGCGUUGGCUGCAGCCGCAGUGAGCGAGAGUAACGAGGUACAAAGUAAUAACAUCAAUACCAAUAAUGCCGGUAAUAAUAACAUCAAUUCCUUAUCGAACGCCUCAAAUUCUUCCAAUAAUCCAUCAUCCGCCUCGCAUCAUACGUCGCGUUCGGUGGCCCAUGCGCAUUUACAUGGACGCAGCACAACGUCAUCGAGCCGUUCACAUUCGAGAUCACCGAGCAGUUACAGUUCAUCGCAUAGCUCUUCGUCAUCUUCAUCGUCUGCCUCAUCGAAUUCACAUGCAUCAAGCCCCACUGCUAUCCGAGAUGUGGACAAUUCAUUAAGUACAUCGCGGGUGGGUCCACGAAGUCUACAAUCUGCGGUCGCUGUGCCCAACAGUACCAUACCGUCUGCCUUAAAUACUAGUGGAUGUAGUAUCGGUGGUAAUGGCAACAGUAAUAAUAGCAGCUCUGGUGCACCCAUCGGUAAUCCAGUCGUACAUUCCGAAGAUAAUCGGCCUUUAGCGAUACGUGUGCGUAAUUUACCUGCCCGCUCCUCUGAUACAUCGCUAAAAGAUGGUCUGUUUCACGAGUAUAAAAAACACGGCAAAGUAACGUGGGUUAAAGUUGUUGGUCAAAAUGCCGAACGUUAUGCUUUAGUUUGUUUCAAAAAACCAGAAGAUGUUGAAAAAGCAUUGGAAGUGUCGCAUGAUAAACUAUUUUUUGGAUGUAAAAUUGAAGUAGAACCUUAUCAAGGUUACGAUGUCGAAGACAACGAAUUUCGCCCUUACGAAGCUGAGCUCGAUGAAUACCAUCCCAAGUCGACACGCACCUUGUUUAUUGGUAAUUUAGAAAAAGACAUUACCGCUAGUGAGCUUCGUUCUCAUUUUGAGUGUUUCGGAGAAAUCAUUGAAAUCGAUAUCAAAAAGCAAGGUACCUCUGCUUAUGCCUUUUGCCAAUAUUCCGAUAUUGUGUCGGUAGUCAAAGCCAUGCGCAAAAUGGAUGGGGAACAUUUGGGAAAUAAUCGCAUUAAAUUGGGUUUUGGCAAAUCAAUGCCCACCAAUUGUGUAUGGAUCGACGGUAUUGCAGAAAAAAUAUCUGAAUCACACCUACAGUCACAGUUUAGUCGAUAUGGCGCAGUAAGUAAAGUAGUGAUUGAUCGUCUUCGACAGCUAGCUCUUGUGCUGUACGAGCAAAUCCAGUAUGCCCAAACAGCGGUAAAAGAAAUGCGCGGGGCAACUUUAAGGGGUCGUAAAUUACAAGUGGACUUUGCCUCUCGCGAGUGUCAAGACGCUUUUUAUGAUAAACUUGAUAAGCAAACUGCAAGUUCACGGUUUAAUCGCUACGAUUCACAAUCUCGUUCGCGUGCCUCUUCUUUUAGUCGUCAUCAAAAUUCAAAUGACGGCUGCUCGCCAAGUAACACACCAGGGAGUAGCAGUAGUAGUAGUGCAGGCGGAGGAACUGCGCCCACUCUUCCAUCGGCAAUUGUUACAAAUUCAAUGUCAACUUCGUUUGCUAUGGGCCCUUUAAACUCUGUAGUGGGCCAAACAUCAGGUAAUUCCACACCAGCACGAAGUAGGGGCUCACGAAGUUCGCGUCAUACGAUGGACUACGACUACUUAGACUCGCGGAGAUUUCGUUCCUACGAUGAAUACAGUCAAGGAUCUGGAGCGUCACAUGAUGAAGAUGCGCCACCAGGCGGUCAUAUCGCCCCAGGUGGUUCUUAUAGCGGUAUUGGUUUACGUUCUGAUUCUCCUUUACUUUCACGGUUAGGCCCAAUUGUAAAUAGUAAUAAGGAGCCUAAUGAGGUGAUAGAGGUAUCUUUAAGCAGUCGUCGUCGAUGUGAUAAAAGUCCUGGUAAACAAAAAGGUGAUAUUCGGAUAUUUCAAAAAGAGCGUUCCCAUUUAUUGGAACAGCUUGAAGAGUGCCCGUCCAGUGGUGAUGAGAACAUAGUGAGUCCGCGAAAGCGUAUUAAAAUCGAUCAUCAUUCCAUUAAUUCCAACUGUGGAUUGUCUCAACCACAUAUGCUGGAUGAACAACCCCAACAUAAAAACUCCAACUGUGAUUACAUUCUACAUGAUUCUAUUCAUCGCAAAGGCGAAGUGCGCAGACUGUCUGAAUGCAGUAAUUUGAGCAAGUAUCCACAGCAAACUCACCAUCAUCAUCACUCCCAUCAUUCGCUGCCACAUCACCAUCACCACCAACAGCAACUUAGUCGUCGACCGUCCAUUGAUAUAUUGGCGACAGGUGGUAGCCUAUCAGCACGUCACGGCAGCACGAGCAGCACCAGUUCAAACAGUGAUCAUCACCCGCCACCUUAUCAAUCGUCUACUUCGUUACCAUGUAAACGACGAAGAAUUAUAAGUGGCGGUGGAAAUGUCAUUGCCUCGAAUACGUUAGUAAGCAGUUCGGGUUCUGGUCUGGCGCCGUCGCUUAACGAUGAUUAUCACCAUCAUGCAUCGCGCGGCCGUGGCCAUCAGUUACAUUCCCAGCAUUCUCAUGAGGCUAGUGGAGGUGAAAGUGCAGAUGGGUCCCGACCAGGUACACCGUUAUGUGACGAGCGGCCAGAGGUGUUACCAAGCGAACCGCGACGAGUUCCGCGUGAUAGACCAAGGGAACCUAUGGUUUUGCCAUUACCAAAAUUUGGUAUUCACUUCUUUCAGCAAUACCGAAAUAGUAUGACAUCUAACAGUUCGUCAUCUCUUUUGCCGUCAUCGACAACGUACCAUCAUCACGGCAGUAGCAGUUUUACAAGUGCUUCCGCUGCGAGUAGCACUGCUUCUGGAAGCUCCCAUAUUCUGUCAAACAGUUUGUUGAGCGGAGGAGGCGGUGUUAGCAAUAACAAUGUACAUUCUAGUCUUAGUCAUAGCUUUUCAACUGCAACGUCAGCAUCAUCUGUUGUGGCUGGAUCAUCCAGCUCCUAUCUACCGAGUCCUCCGACAAGGUUUCCAGCGCAAUGGCGGCCACAUCAUCAUCACCAACAUCAUAAUCAUGGACACCAUGGUCAACAACAUCAUCACACUGGGACAACACCGUCAUCGUCGUCGUCAGCCAUGAUUAGUCCAUUGCGUUCACGUUCGCUAAGCUCGAAUUCUAGUGACUCGGAUGUGCCUGGGCAGUCAUCGACGGGCAGUCCUUCCCUUGAAGAGCGCAUUCGUACUUUGGAUGAAAUGUAUGAGCGUUGGUCUGGUGGAAGUGCAACAAGUAAUGUUAAUAAACGUCACGAUUUUAAUCAUGCUCCUCCUAUAUGGCAACAAAAUCGUUCUGUAUUAUCGGCAGAUCUUCACCAUUCCAGUAGCAAUGAGAUAAAGUUGAAUGCACCUUCAGUCCCUGCCAGUCGUCAUAAGUUUCUUGAUAUUGAUGUCAACGAAUUACAGCCUUCGGAAAUUGUUAAAUCGGUAUUAGCGAAAAAAUCAAUAUUUGAUGACGAUUUACAGCGACUAAAGAAAAAUCACUGGUACGAACCGUCAAGUGACAUCUCACAAUUAGCAAAAAAUACCUCAAACAUCUGCACAUCGCCAGGCUUACCAAACUUAGCAGCCACAAAAGCGCCUGUUGUAGGUUGCACAAGCAAUGUGCCGAAUUCAACUGGUAGCACCGUAACCAAACCCCCUGGGGGUUUAUUGCAACGCUUAAGUAGCGUUUCUCCUAUGAAUUCACCUCAAACUUCAAUGUCACCGUACAAUAGUCCAUCACCUUCGCCAUCUAUAACCGGAAACGUUCAACUACUUUCAUCUAUAACAAAAGUUACAUCCUAUACUAGCUUAAGUGGGGUUAUCUCACAUCCACCUACCGCAAACUCGUUAACAUCCUUAAAUUCUGGUGCCUCUUCAAAAGGUUUACAAUAUCCCUUUCCAUCACAUCCACCUUUGCCAAGCACUGCAGCUCCUGUAGAUAUCCAACCGCAAGUACCACCUUCUUCAUCAUCGACGGAAAUUGUCGCGUUAUCAAAACCAAAGACGAGCGCUGUCUCAAAGAGCUUAAGUGUGCCGACAACGUCUACUGGACCCGAAUCACGUGUCCUUACCAAAUCAGUAUCAGUUCCUGGCAGUACAAAUGUGGGUACCAUUAAAGUCACGACCCCUUCGACACCUCCUCUAAAUAAUGCACAGUACACCAGCGGUAUUAGUUCCUUAAACGCAACAUCUAACAUCUCCAACAAUAAACUGAGUACGGAAGACAAUGUAUCUUCCAAAGAUAUAAAAUCCUCAAGUUCCUCCAUUUCUUCGAGUUUAGCUUCGACAGUGAAACGAGAUAAAUCCCAUAAACACAAUCAUCGAAGUAGUGAUGAUAAAAAAUCAAUGAAAAGUGAACGUAAUGCGGAGAAACGCAAAAGCUCAAAUGCAUCCCUGUCACAAAUUGCGGCAUCUGCUGCAGAGUCCAGUGAUGGUGACGAUAAAGAUUUGGAUAAAAGUUUUGAAAAAAUUAAACAAGAUCGUGAUAAAAAUGACAAACUCCAAAAGGAACGUCAAGAGAAACGUGAUAAAGAACAAAGAAAACAGCAAGAACGCGAGGAAAAAAGUCGGGAGAAUAGAGUGCGUGAUGAACGCGAAGAAAAAGAUCGUAUCGAAAAAGAACGCCUAGAAAAUGAACGCCUUCACAGAGAGCGUCUACAAAGAGAACGACUUGAAAAAGAACGCAUUGAGCAGGAAGGAAAAGAACGUAAACAAAAGGAAAUUGAGCAAGAAUCACGUGAAAGAAAAGAAAGGGAAGAAAAUGAACGGCGAAAACGCGAAGAACGUGAACGAGAAGAGCAAUUACAACGUGAGAAAGAACGCAAAAUACGUGAUGAACGCAAACUUCAGGAAGAUCAUACCGAAGGUAAGUCGAAGGAUCACCAUCGUAAAAAAGUAAGUGGUUUCCAGCUUCAAACGGAGGUCACUAGUGACGUAGGAACGUUAAACCAAAGUACUCAGAACUUGUUUCGUCACGACGAAAUUGAACAACAAAAUAAAGAAAACUCUGCAGCGGAUCCUCUUUGCGGUUCGAUAAACCAUACGUCCGAUAAUGUAAUCACAAAAAGCGGUAAACACAGGUCACGGAAGGUGUCAAGAAAUGCAUCCCCAAUUCGUAAUCCGAAGCGAAGGCUGAGCUCUCAAGAUAGUAAUGCAAGCAUCUGCGGCGUUAAUAUAAACAACAGCCAUGGCGAUGAUUAUAACAAACGCAUACGUAUUGAAAAUCAAGUCUCAGGAACAGCUCAGCCGCACACUAAUAAUCCAAAUUCUAUCAAUAGCAAAGUCAAUGAACGUCAUGAUUUUAAAGAACAAAAUACAAAGGAAAAAGUGGCUAAACAUCAACGCCAAUCUUCGUCAUCCAGUCACAAGGGCGCUCACGCUAAUGAAAAAGAACUUAACUCUACCUCAUCGAAAUACCAUCGAAAUAAACAACAAAAAGAGAAACAGCUGCAAGCUUCACUACUGACACAACAUUCAGGUGAUUCGAUUAUUGUUGCAUCCGAACAUGAAUCUGAAAUACCACCGACAAAUUGCAUAAAUAGAACAGAGGCUGACAAUCACUUAGAGCAGGAAACAUCAACGUUGAAAAUUAAACCAUCAAGUCUGCAAUCCUCUGACGAAGAAGGACCAGCACAACCUGAGACACCGCCUACAAUAAAAACUCCUUCAAAUAUACGUAAACAUAAAGAGCAUGGUAGUGGAAACGGAGUUAGCGGCCAUCAUAGUCGUCAUAAAGGUAACAAACGCGAACGCGAACAUCAUCGAGAAAAGAAAAGGCAUUCAAUAUCACUCACUACUGAAUUGCUUACUUCAACAAUAUCACUUGGAUGUUGCAAUGCGACGGAAGAGGAAAUGAUAACUGCGAAUGCAAGCAAUCUACAAAGGCGAACUUCAGCCCAUAAUACUACUUACAUCGAAAUGAAUACAAAAUGCAAGCACGACAGCUUGUUACGUAGUGCGGAGAGAAAGGCGUCUCGUUGUUCUGAUGAUGGCCCAGUUGGAGGACAGCAACCACAAACACCUUCCAAUAGACAAAGUAAUCACGGUAAAAAUCAUCAUAUAGCUCGCAGAAUGUUACUGAGUUCUGCUGAAGAUUCCGACGAUGUUGGCGGCGACCAAGUUGAUGAGAAUGAUGACGAUGAUUCGGAUGCUGCAACCAAAAAGACCUCUAUAUUUGAUAUACCCGAUGAAGGGCCUUAUGUUUCAAUGUAUGAUAAAGUAAAGGCUCGUUCUUGUAAAAAUAUGCAAAAACAAGAAGAGGAGAAAAAAAUUAAAGCUAAAUUUAGUCAACUAAAGCAGUCUCGUGCUAAACGAGAGGAAAAAAAGCGGUCAGCUAGCUACGACGGAGAUACUGAUUCGGAUUUAGAUGGAACGGAGUCUCAAAAUAGGCACCUUAGCCGAGGGGGAGGAGUUUAUAAGUCGCCCCGUGUUAUUAGUGGUGGUUUGUCCUCUACAGACGAUGAUCGAGACCAAGAACAAACUAAAUUAAGUGAACGAGAACGACGAUUGGAAUCGCAAGGGCCAUUACCAGCACCUUCAGUCCAUCCCAAUCGACUAUAUUCGGCUUCUGAUAAUGACUCGGAGGAACAACGCCACCUUAAACUUCAGGACAAUAUAAGGCGUUUAUACGAUGGCGAUGAAAGUUCUGAAGAUGAACUUAUACGGCGUAAUUUCAAUCCUAACUUUAAUACCAACAAACGCUUAGGCCAUCACACAUCGCGUAUUGCCUCUGACUCUGAAUCCCAAUCCCAAUCUGCUAUAGAUACCAAGUUUAAACAAGAACCUUUUGACACCUCAGCAGACGAAGUUAGCAGCAGUCCACUAACUAAACACUGUCAAAAGCAACUCAAAAAGGAAAUUAAGAAUUCAGAAACUCUUUGUUCAAUGGGCAUUAAAGCUGAAAUAAACCCCAAGGAACAUGAGAUCAAAAAGGAGUUCAAGGAGCUUUUCGCUGACAAUUACGAUAAAUUGCAACCAGAUAUAAAGUUUCAUAAGUCAUCUGUCUUAUGUUCUCCCGAAAUAAUCAAAGUUAAAAAGCAUAAGAAAAGUAAGAAACGUCAGAAAACGCCGACUCAUGAUAACUUUGUGAAAGAUGCUAUAAUUGCUGAUACGGAUGUCAAAGGAUCUCCAAACUCAAACAUCAUUGCAAGUCCACUUCUCUCAUUGCAAGCUGAUACGAAAAACUUGAAAAUUUUGGCAUCUCCCUGCUAUGACGCAUUCGAUGAACUCAAACGUGGAGGAACCUUGAUUGCUCACACCACUUCGGAUAUAUCAACAUUUUCCGAGAAGAAACGACACAAGGAUCGCAAAGAAAAAAGACGAGAAAAAUUACGACAUCUCAAUGCGGACGCCAAUGCGGCGAUAGACGCCGACAAAAUAGCUUAUGAAAAAGAAAAACAUCGUUUAAAGAAAUCGAAAAGAUCAAAGAAUACUGACACAGUUCAACAAAAUACACAAAUGACUAAUAUACAAAUGACUAUGGCGGCACCAGACGCCUGUUUUCCUUUUCAACAUAAGAAAUCCGGUGGUGAAAAAAUGGAAGAUAUUUUUGGUCCUAUAUCAGAUGAUGACGAUGAAGAUGUAGAAUCGCAAUUUACCGACAGCGAUAUUGGCCCACGCGACUUAAAUUGCUUACCGGCGCGGACGUCUUCUACAACCAAUACUCCAGGACCGAUAGUAUCAGCAGCAUUGAACCCCUAUAAACAAGAGCCAUUAACUCCUAAGUCUCAUACAGUUGAAGAAAAUGAAGAGAAUAAGCAAAAAUUAUGUAGCAUUUCCGCAAGCAGUACACCACAUUUAGAGAGAAUGUUAGAACGGCAACAUCGUAAAGAAAGACGAGAAAGAAAGCGGAAAGACCGCGAAAAGUCACGCGGCUCUGAACUUCACCAUAAUUUCGCAUCUGCAUUGCCAUCUAAAAACGUAGAGGAUGAGAAUAGUGUGGACUUAGAUGCCGCUGGUAGAGCUCUAGAAGCUCAGCUUAUGGAAGAUUCCGAUAACAAGGCUGCCGAAGAUGCCACUCCUUCCACUGCAACAACAUAUCGUAGUGAUAUGACCGAUGUUUUUCGAUUUUCUGAUGGUGAUGAGAAUUCAAUUGAAUUAGAAACUUCCUCACGGCAGGAAAGGAGAGAUGCUGAUAAAGAACAUUUUAAUCAAAGUGCAAAAACAAAGGAGAAAAAGAAAAAAAAGAAGCGAUCGAAAGAAGAAAAGCAGUCACAUCAUCAUCAAAGGAGGGAGUCUUCAUCAUCUAAUAAUUCUCAACAAGCUUAUUCCGCAAAUAUUGCCAAAGCGUCAAAUGUGAUAAACAAACUUAGUGUAGAUAUCCAAGCUGCCAGUGAACAUUCGCAGAUCAAUGUAGAAAGUCAGACGGCAAGCAGCUCACCAUUGUGUAAACCAUCACCUAGUUUACCCUGCUUAGUUGGCGAGGACGAUGAAGAUGCAAUAUCAACUCUUGGAGCUAAAUCUAUCAUAAAUAAUACUGGCGGAUCUAAUGCACUUUGUACAACACCACAAAAAUUAUCCAAAGAAACAUUGUCAUUAUCGCCACAUAUCAGAGAUAAACAAAUGAUUAGUCCAUUGCCUAAAACUCCAACUACUGGUAAUGCUACUAGAAUAAAUGUUGAUUCUAAUCAAAAGAAAUUAGGUACGAGCACACCUACCUCUUCUUUAACAAAUAGUGUGCAUGCAAACACAACUCCCUCACCAUCUUCAAACGGUUCUUCCACUAAAUUUGAUGAACUGAAUGAAUCAGUUGGAAGUAUAAAUUCAAAGUCUUCACCAAGUCUUCUUUCAACUACAUGUUCGAAGAAAAAACCUGAAAUCUUCAUUCCUGGCUUUGAUGGAGAAAUUGAUGAACGCAUAAGUGAGUCUGCUGUGCAGUCAAUAUCAGCAGAGUUCAAUACGACUUUAUUGGAUCCUUCCGCCGAUGAGCCUAAAAUACCCAUCGAAUCUCCUCCGGAUGCAUCAAAGCAGAUGGAAAAACUUGAGGAAUCAAAGUCACGUGUUACAAUAUCCCAAGAGGAAACGGAAAGUGCUGUUUCUGCUCUACUAGGUGAAAGUUUCGGAAAUUCGUCAGCUGACUAUUCACUUAAUGAUGAUGAUGAUGGUUUGGACUCAUUACAUACUGCCGUCGCUGUCCCAGAAAGUACAAUAGCAGGAGAGUCUGAAGGGCCAGACGAAGAGGCUGCACUUGCGGCUAAAACUAUUGAAAAUGAAGUAGCUAGCUCUGCUCCUUUAGCAAGUAUCGAAGAGGAUUCGGAGGAGAUUUGCAAGGCUGUGCAAAGUUUACGUCAAGAAGAAAUAGAGAUUAAAGUUGACACUCCGCUAUCAGUGCGUGAUUUGCAAAUAGACACCGAUGCCGAAGAAAACGGUGAAGAAGUAGAUAGCAGCGGCAGUCAUUGUCUUAAAAUCGAUGAAACUGCCCAUUCAAAUACUAGUUCUAUAACAUCUGACAAACAAGAUGUUCCAGUGCCUGUAAGCGAGUCGAUACCAUCUCUAACUUCUGUCGCAACAGUCACUGUGCAAACUUCACAAUCUUCAGUUAUCACAAAGAUAGAACUUCCAACUCAAACCUUACCCGCAGAAAGUACCAGUCAAACAGUAGACAAGAAGAUGGAAUACUCCAACAUGAGUAAUGUAGAAAAGCCAUCAGCUCAUCAAACCGCACAGGCUAUUGUGUCAUCGACAGACGUUUCUUUAGUUGCAAGCACGGUUAGCACGACGGCCGUUUCAGCGGUUGCAAGUAGUGCGCGUUCCAGCAGCGUAUCUUAUAUUUCUUCAACACCUAUGAAAACAGCGUUUACAUUCUCACCAGCUGUAACGGCCUCUUCGACACCUAAACAAACGCAGGCUAUUUCAUUUAAAUCUAUGUCUUCAUCACAGGAAUCGUCUUAUGUAAUGCAACCUCCAACUAUUUCCAUACCGGAUUCUGCACAUUUUGCGGUACCACAAAUGGUUGUAUCACCUAGGGGCACAAUAAAUUCCCAUCACAACGAUACCGCUUUAGCUUCGUCUUCGCUUCCACAUUCGCCUCAAACUAGUGGAACUAAUAUGCCGCCGCAAUCGCCAGUUGGAAAUGCAUACAUAAUGAAUACCCGAACCCAAUCACCUAAUAGCCCACGACAAACCUCGAGGGGCAAUACCCCAAUCCCGAGGCAACCUAGCCCUCACACGUCAACUCCACCUCCGGUAAUACAGCAGCAAAAUAUUGUUAUACAACGACCUAUGCAAUCAGCCGUAAUGUCACCACCUGCUACUGUUUGUACUCAAAAUAACAGUCCUGUAACCAGCCCGAGUAUGGGCCAGUCGCAACGGCAACCAUCACCAGUUGCUGGUCUACAGAAGCAGUCCAUUCAAUUGCAUCAUCAACAAUUAUCUCCGAAAGCGUCAGAUCAAGAACAGUUAACGAAAAUAAAAAAUAGUUCCGCUUCCUCCGUAGGAGGAAGUGUCCUAAAUGUAAGAUCGAUGCAGCAGCAAGACCAACCUAAUUCGCUAUACCAUUCUUCGAAAUUGGGAAUUGAGCAGCAUAAUGUGUUAGCUGGGCAGCAUAUGCUGCCUGUUUCAGCGCAAAAGCUGCCGGCCGUUCCUACUCAUUCAACAAUAAUAAGUAAGGUCGUGACGAUUACACCUCAGCAGGCGCAGCAUUCUGCGCAAAAUGUAAUCACUAAUACAUGCAAUGUUUUACCUCCUUCUUCAACAAUUAGUCAAAAACCCUGCAAACCCAUAUAUUCAUCUACAUCAACAGCGACCGGUGGAAACUCACAAAAAUCUCACCAACAAGUUAUGCAACAAACCUCAAAAACUUGUAUAUCAAGCCAACAAUCACAAUCUACGCCUCAUUCCACCCAAGUGAUGCAAAGUCAGUCGCCGCAAAAGCAACAACAUAUGCAAUACACGCAGGCGCAAAGGAGUCAAAUACAGCAACAUUCACCUCAUCGACACCAGAUGCAACAACAUAUGCUCCAAAUACAACAACAGCAAAUGAUACACCAGCAUCAACAAAAGUUGCAACAGCAACAACAAACUUUAAUAUCCCCGUCGCAAUCUCAUUCGCAGAGCACAGUUCAACAGCAACAACGAUCAGCAGGAUCUCCGCAACAAGCGCAGCAAACGCAAAGCCAGCAACUUCAAUCAAACGUUAUUCACAGCGCUCAAACACCGCAAAGAUUUGUAGUACAACAACAUAUUGUCGGUGUGUCUUCUCAACAGCACUCACCACAGCCACAACAACCUCAACCACAAUCGCCUGUGGCACAAAAGCAACAGCAGCAUCUGUCGCAACAACAGCAGACGUCACAGCAGCAAGAUCGUCAAUUUCAAAUUGUUCAGUCUAAAUUACAGCAAGCUUCCAGCCCUCAACACUCGCUUUCUUUGCCAAAGCAGUCUGAAUCAGAACAAAGUACUGUUGAUUCUUCGAAAGCCAUUCCAUCGACGACAAAUCGGGCUCCACAGACUUCCUUUGAGAAAUCUGCACCUCCGUCUAAAGAGAAUUCUGAAAGCCCAUCUCCCUUGACUUCAACUAUCAACAAAUCUUCGGAAGGGGUCUCUGUUAUAUGUACUUCAACUCCUACAACCGUCAUUGCUCCAGUCACAAAAGGACCAAAUUCAGUUGCAACAAAUCUCACUGAUUCUGCUCGAACAGCACCAUUAACAGAAGAAAAUGUAGUUAAAAUGUCACCCAUUAUACAAGACGAAGUCGAGCAAGAUUCAAAAGAAGACAGUGAUUAUUGGUCGGCCAAGGAAGUCAAUGUUGAAACAAAUGUCACAAGCACGGUUAUAAAGAAGGUUGAAUGCGUCACUAUUCCACAGAUUUCAACAAACAAAGAAGAUGACAAACAAACGGUAAAACAACCAAUUGAUAAUGAGGAAAAGUCAAAGACUUCGCCAUCGGCAAGCAGAUCUGAAUCACAAAAUGCGCAUAUAGGAGACCAGUCAGAUCCUACAAUUAAUAUUGAAGUGCAGGCACCAGCGUCACCCUUUGCCACUGCACAUAACCUGAGUGCGGAUAACGAUACGGAAGAUGAAACUGAGACGCAACAAAUGCCUGCAUUCGAACAGGUGCAGAUGAGCGGAGGUAGUAAAUCUGGUGUGCGAGGUACAGCAUCUAAACGAGGUCGUCAAUCAAGAGGAAGUAAAAAAGUUGGUACUCAUUCUUCAGCUUCCGGAUCAGCAGUCAAUGUCGACGGAGGAUCUCAGCAGGCAGACGUUGCUAUGAGCUCAACCGUCGAAAUAUCUGGUAUUCAGACUAGGUUACGUAAACCAGUAGUUAAUGCCCCAAUAACGCGAGGACGAAAGGGGCGACCACCAAGGAAUCUAAUGUUGCAGCAACAGUCUUCAUCGCAAGCAAAUCAGCAACACUCAGUACAAACAACAGCGGUGCCAAACGUGGUUACUACCACAGCUCAACAAACUCCAAUGCCCGUUUUAACGGCGGCUGAAAAGAAGGCUCGAAACCAAGCCGCUGCUGCUGCUUUGGCGUCACUUUCAGAACAACAAGAUGUUUACGAAUUUCAUGAUGAUUCCGGGGAAGAAAACAAACUUAGUACUUCCACAACUAAUUUAACAUCAUCUACAACAACGACUACUGACAGUCGUCCCCGAUUAAUAUUGACCAUCAAAAGUCCUGCACAACCGACACAACUUGUUAAAGCGACGGAAAAACCAGCAAGUGAUGAAAUGCCAACCGUGGAUAUAACUCCCGCUACUGCCAAAAGUACCGAUGGCCAAAAUCAAGAUACAUCACCUAAAGUGCAAUCGGCUAAUUCGGCAACAAAUCAUACAAUCCAACAAGAUCCACUGUCAACAGAAACCACUUUUGCGAAUACUCGUAAAUCACGACGACUGCUAGAAAAAGACCGUAGCACGAUUGAUGACAUCAUUGAAGAUGUAGUACGUAAUAAUGCGACAAAUAUGGCAUUAUCUGGAAGUGGACAAGCAACAUGCGCUAUAAACGCUUUGCCGAAGGGGGCUCAAACGCCUCCUCGCAGAUCAGGGCGCAAUGCUACGCAGCCUAAAAAAGUCACUACCGCGGAGGUUCCUACGCCAGCAAAUCCAAUUGGUAGACCAAGGAAAUCGAAAGAACGUAAGGCUAAUGACGGUGAAGCAGAACAAAGUUCUACACAAAAUAGCGGAACAGCGAUAGAGGCAAGCGAAAGCGAGGAUGGAACUGCAACAACAACACCACCAGCAACAGUUUUACCAAAAAUUUUAGAAAAAUCUGCACCAUCGACGCCAGAAAAAGCACAAAUACACACGACAGCAUCACCAGUACAGGCAACGACCCCGCUUCCGCAACAUCCUAAGAAAAAGGCAUUGGCCGCAGCUGAAAUUGAGUCAUAUAAUGCUGCAGUAACAGCCGCAGCAGUUACUUCCACUAAUACCAUGCCAAAUUUACACUCAGCUUUGCCAGCUGGGGGUGUGCCCAUGCAUAAUACAGCAGCGCCUGCUUCGCAAAAAACAACGGGCGGAGCCGCUGAUUCGCUUAACAAGCCAUUAAUCGAUUCAGUCACGGGAGUUGUCUCGGGAGUAAAAAUGCAACAGGGCAAGGAGGGUAGUCUGCCAUUGGCUGCUGCCGCCUCUUCUUUGCCGAUUAUUGCGCAAACUAGAGGGCCGAUGGAUCCAAAAAAAAUCAUGCAAGCAGCUGUAGCAGCUGCAGCCGCAGAAAAUAAUCAGACAUUACCUACCACGCAAAUUGACAACAGCAAAGUUUCCCAGAAACCUAUGAUCCAGGGUGCUGUGGCAACCCCUGUUACGGCUUUAACGAAGCCUGUUCAAGCCGAGACCGCAGCAGCUGCUGCAGCAGCCGCUACUUCUGUUGCAACGGCAAUGCUUAAUAAAUCAGUAAGCGUUGUUGUUAAAACUUCCGCUUCUCCUCCUAUCGUCAUGCAGCAACAAAUUCAAGUUACAUCGCAAUCAAAUCAUUCGAUACAUCUUCAGCAACAUAAUUCCCAACAGGGGCAAAUUUCUACUCAAACUAGCACUGGUCCAGCCACCAAACAGCCACUUGUGGUACAGCAACAAAAUCCCGUUGUUAUGCAUGCUCAACAGACGAAUGUAAAGCCCCCUACAAGCUUGAAAGCUCACGUACUCAAUAGUCAGAAGUUGCAACAACAGCAUCAGCAACAGCAACAAAUUAUUGUAAACCAAAAUCAUAGUUUGCCAAAACCUAAUGGGUCAUCCGCCCAAUCUCAGCACGUAAUUCAAGCAAGCAUUGUAACACGUCAACCCAUACAGCAGCAACAAUCAGUGUCAAAACAGUUGUUAGUUAAUAUACCGCCACCGACAACGCAUUCACCACAUGGGACAAAUGUGUCUUCCGUAAAUUCCCCACGUUUGCAGUCAUUACCACAUCAAUCAGGACAGCAGUCGCAAUGUCAGCCGCAGCGCCAUUUGCAACAGCAACAGCAAGCAAUCGUCAUAAAGCAAAAUCAAGAAAUUCAUCAUUCGCAAGUGUUGCAUGUUGUUAGUUCCAAGGCAUCAGCGUCAACGCAAUGCAAGCAAUCAACGCCACAGAUCUUACAACAACAACAACAAGCUAAUACACAAUAUAACACCUACAUACAAGGAUCGACGUCUGGUCAGCAUGUACAGCAAUUACAGAAAUCACAAGCUGCUUCGACUUUACAUCAACAAACGACUUCUCAACAAAAACCUCCUUCCACUUCGCUAACUAUAGCACCGGGAAUAUUAGGUUUACCCAAUCAUCCGGCUAUGAUUAUACAAGCAAAAACGGCCGUACCCACCCAGUCACCUACAGGUUCAACAGUGGUGGCCAAUCCACAUUUGCAGCAGGUCCAACAUCAUCAUCACACACCAUCACCACCGUUGCAAUCUCAACAUUUACCUAAAUCGCUACCGACAACUAAUCCGCUUACACAUAAUCUACCUUCUCAAAGUGGACCACAUGUGCUAACAAAUGCUUCAUCGGCGUCAGUUGGAACUAAGCAACAACAACAACAACAAGUGCCGACACCUUCAAACUCUGCUGCAAGCAUUGCUAGUAUACGUACAGCUGCGCCUGCCAUCAGUCCUCAAGGUCAAAGCCGCGUUGGCUCUCUCUUAUUAUCGUCCGGUAUGCAAGUUCCGUCUCAUUUUGAUGCAAACACGAGUGAUGCCAACUAUCCCGGUAGCGGUGCAAUACGUGGUGUUCCUACUAGAGAACACUACAUGAUUUAUCAGCAAAUGCUACGUUCAGCUCAACAGGAUCCAUUGAACUCAACAACCGGUUUACGUGAAUAUGAGGAAAAUUUGAUGGAUAACAGCCCGCCUUUGGAGUUACGACGACCUGGCAGUGUGCCUCGUACAAUAGCCGUUCCCCACAGCCUACAAAGUCCACAAGACCGAGCUACAGACUCUCCUCAAGUGGCUCAAGUCUAUGUACAUAAUACUCGUAUAGCAGGUCACGCUCAUUACAACACAAACGCUAACGCGCCGACUGGUUAUUAUGAAACAUCUAGGCAAUUAACCCGAGAACCACCACCAGCGCAUAGAUCGGCUGCUGCUUUACCGCCUACAGUGGUAGUGCCACACCCGUCUGCUAGCGGUAGCAGUCCAUUUAUAGCAUCGGUGCAGCCACCACCAGCUCCGAUGCAAACAUCCAAUAAUACAUCUGGCGUUUCCGGCUCUUUGAGAAUUGAAAGAGAACGAGAACGCGAAUGUGAACGUGAGCGGGAACACCAACUUCAAAGGGAAAAAGAACAAAUUUUGGCCAGAGUAGGUGACUCUCAUUUACGCGCAAAUACUCCGCCUCCACCAACCGCACAAAUGCCUCCUCACAGUCAACCACCGCAACCGACCCCUCAGGCAGAUUCUUUAUUGACAUUGCUGCAACGUUAUCCAGUUAUGUGGCAGGGUCUGUUAGCACUCAAAACCGAUCAAGCUGCUGUGCAAAUGCACUUUGUAUUCGGUAAUCCGCACGUGGCAAGAGCCUCGUUGCCAUGCAAUAGUGACGGUAGCACGCCACCAUUACGUAUAGCGCAGCGUAUGCGCCUGGAGCAAACUCAGCUCGAAGGUGUGGCCAGGAAAAUGCAGUUUGAAAACGAACAUUGUAUGCUAUUGGCCUUACCAUGUGGUCGCGAUCAUGCCGACGUCUUGCAGCAAUCUCGGAAUUUACAAACGGGUUUUAUAACAUAUUUGCAGCAGAAAAUGGCAGCCGGUAUUGUUAACAUACCGAUGCCAGGCAGUGAACAAGCGGCAUAUGUUGUACAUAUCUUUCCAUCCUGUGAUUUUGCCAAUGAGAACUUGGAGAGAGCAGCUCCCGAUCUAAAGAAUCGGGUGGCCGAAUUGGCUCAUCUAUUGAUUGUAAUUGCUACCGUUUAAGACAACCAUACUGAGAUAAGAAAAUAAAAAUUGACAAAAAGCUAAGCAAAGCGAA
Molecule: messenger RNA, 17699 nt
Organism: Glossina fuscipes
Lineage: Eukaryota; Metazoa; Arthropoda; Insecta; Diptera; Glossinidae
Gene: spen
Product: protein split ends
Exons: 12
Coding region: 413-17644 (5743 amino acids)
Biological process (GO): regulation of transcription by RNA polymerase II
Cellular component (GO): nucleus
Molecular function (GO): mRNA binding
Source: RefSeq, a predicted model, not a curated record